UGUGGCAUUUUUCGUAAACAAGAAUGGCGUGUGUGAUUAAAACAAGGAAGCGAGCUUGGAUACAAGACGCUCAAAAUGGCAAUGAUAAUCUGUUCCUUUAAUCACUAAAAUCCUGCCACGUCUGACAUUUGAAGAGUAAUGAUUUCAGUACAAGUCAGGCAUCCAAUCUGCCAUUGAAACCUAAUGUCACAACCAAUGGAGAUGGUAUAAAAAAAAACUAAAAUGGCCAAUACCAAGUCCAAUUUUGAAGUCGGGCGGAUAGAGGCUUUGAGAGAUGAGUGGGUAGCUACACAGAAGAAAACAUUCAUAAAAUGGAUCAACUCAUUCUUGGUAAAAGUUAAUGGUGAAGUUAAAGAUUUGUUUGUUGAUCUUCGGGAUGGUAAACUACUUAUAAAGCUUUUGGAAAUCCUUUCUGGGGAGAAAGUUGGACGAGCAAAUGCUGGACGUCUAAGGGUACAACAAAUUGAAAAUGUAAAUCGAUGUUUAAAGUUCCUAUCCAGUAAAAUCAGACUUGUAAGCAUUGGAGCUGAAGAUAUUGUGGAUGGUAAUCCACGCUUGACUCUUGGGCUUAUCUGGACCAUUAUCUUAAGGUUUCAAAUACAAGAUAUCCAGAUAGAAGAUGAGAGUAGAGAAACAAAGUCUGCUAAACAAGCUCUCUUACUGUGGUGCCAACGCAAGACAGCAGGUUAUGUUGGCGUAAAUGUAGAAAACUUUACACACAGUUGGAAAAAUGGCCUUGCUUUUAAUGCACUUAUCCACCGACACAGACCAGAACUAAUAGAUUAUGACAGUCUUAAGAACAACACAAACAUCGUAAACCUGAACAAUGCAUUUUCAGUUGCACAAAAAAAUUUGGGUGUCACAUCCCUUUUAGAUGCGGAGGAUGUUGAUGUUGAUAAGCCUGAUGAAAAAUCUAUCAUGACAUAUGUAGCUUCCUACUACCAUUAUUUUGCUAAAAUGAAAACAGAGAAGACUGGUGGGAAAAGAAUUGCCAAAAUACUUGAGCAACUUCUUGAAAUUGAAGUCCUUCAGAAAGAGUAUGAGCAACUUGUAUCCAAAUUGCUUAAAUGGAUUCAAGAAAAAACAGAAGUCUUGAAAGACCAUCACUUUUCUAACAGUCUAGAUGGUAUUCAAAAGGAAAUGUUGUCUUUUAAGGACUUCCGAAUUACAGAAAAACCUCCUAAAUAUGUAGAGAGAAGUAACAUUGAAGCCACGCUGUUUAGUGUGCAUACAAAAAUUAGAGCAAUCAAUCGAAAACCAUAUAUUCCUCCAGAAGACAAACUCUUAAGAAACAUAGAAUAUGUAUGGGAUGAAAUGGAAAAAGCUGAGCAUGGUAGAGAACUUGCCCUCAGGAAGGAGUUAAUCCGGCAAGAAAAGUUGGAACGUCUGGCAGAAAAAUUCCAUCGAAAAUCUUUGUUAAGGGAAUCUUGGAUUGAUGAUAUGAUAAGUGUUCUGAGUGACAAGUUGGAUCCAAAUAUAGAUAUUCAAACUAUUGAAGCAGCAACCAAACGUCAAGAAGCCAUUGUUGCAGAUGUGACAGCACGAGAAGAACGGUUUGCUGAUUUGAAAAAGAUGGCCACUGAACUUAUUAAUGGAAACUAUCACAGCAUGAAUGAUAUUAAGAGACGGGGUGAUGACAUUUCUGAGAAAUGGAGACAUUUGCAUAAGCUUCUUAAGAGUCGUCAGCAAACUUUAAAUAACAUGAAAGAACUAAUAAGCUUAUUUAGAGAAGUUGGAAACAUCAAAAGUGAAUUGAGUGAAGCUGAGGUAGGACUCCAUUCUAAAGAUUGUGGUAAGCACAUACUUGGUGUGGAAAACCUUCUUCAAAAGCACUCACUGAUUGAGGUACACCUUGCUGCCCAAAGCAAACGUUUAGAGGUUGUUAACCAGCAGGCUGAUAAGUAUGUAACCACAGGUCAUGCUGAAAGUAUGGAUAUAAAACGAAAAGUUGCGGAUGUAAAUCUGAUGUUUCAAUCAGUUACACUUUUGUGUAAAAAAAGGCAAUCAAUAUUGAAAUCAUCUCACAACUUUUUCCAGUUUUUUCAAGAAAGUGAUGAAGAAGAGUCUUGGAUGGCAGAAAAACAAAGAAUUGCAAAAUCAGUAAUUACAGGACGAGACCUUAAUGCAGCUUUGAGUAUGCAGAAGAAGCAUUCUGCUUUAGAAUCAGAAAUUACAGCUAGACAAACGAUCAUUGAGGGUGUUAUCUUAACUGGAACUGAGCUUAUUACAUCUGGACAUCCAAAAAGUGCAAAGGUUAAAAGCAGAAUACAAGAACUUCAAGAAAAAUGGAACUUACUGAACCAACUUUCUGAAGCAAGAAAAGUUCGACUUCAGGAAUCAGCAGAGGCACAUCGAUACUAUACAGAUGCAAAUGAAGCCGAAUCAUGGAUGAGAGAGAAGAUGCCAUUAGUCUGCAGUCAUGACUAUGGAAAAGAUGCUGUAGUAGCAACAACUUUGCUGCAGAAACAUAUUAUUCUUCAGGAAGAAAUAAAUGCCUAUGCUGAUGACAUACACAAGCUGGAUGAGGAAUCUAAACAUGUUAUACAUAGUUGCUUGUCAUAUGAACAUGUUGAUGUCCAAUCUUCUGAAAUGAAUAUGAAUAAUAACAACACAUCUGUAGAUGAGCCAGAUUACAUUACAGAAUCUGUUGAUAUUCCAUAUGAAGUUGAAGAAGAACAAGAAAUUGAAAAAGAAGAGAUCAGAGAAGUACUACAAGAAAAGCGUUAUCCACAAGUCAGGGCAAUGUUCAAAUAUGAAGGACAUGGAAUGAAAGUUAUUAAAGGAGAAGUUUUGAUUCUGAUUCAAAAAGCUAAUAAGGACUGGUGGAACGUGAGACAAAAUACAGGAAGUGAAGGCUUUGUACCUGCAAAUUACGUGAAAGAAAUUGAGCCUAAAAUAGUUACUAAAAAGGUUCCCAAAAAAGUUAAAGUAACAGAAAUAAGAAAGGUGAAGAAAACUAAAAUAAGAAAAGAAGUUACAAAGAAGUUGAAGACCAAACCAAAACUGACACGUCAACCAAGUUUGAAAAGACAGAAAUCCAUUCACUUUGAUAAGGACAACAUAGAAUCAAGGCAACAGGGAAUCAUGGCAACAUAUAAAAGGCUCCAAAAAUUGUCUAAGGCAAGGAAACUGUAUUUGCAGGAUGCAAUCCAGCUGUUUGACUUCUACAGAGAAUGUGAUGAUUUUGAAGUGUGGAUAAAAGAUAAAACGCAAAUAGUUAAGCAGAAAGAGACACUCUCAGGUAACAUUGAAUCAAGUCGAAGAAAAUUUGAAAAUCUUUUAACUGAAAUCUCUGCUAAACAAGGAAGAGUUUCGCGUAUAAAUAAAAUGGCUAAUGAAUUUGUUCAAACUGGACAUAGUAAGCAGGUAGAGGUAAGGAGCCGUCAGAGUGAAAUUAAUUCAAGCUGGAGAGGGUUACUGCAAUUAAAAGAGAAGAAAGAAAAGCAACUUGAAGGUGCUUCUACGAUAGAAAUUUAUAACCAAUCGGCAGGAGAAACCAAGGAAUGGAUUCUUGAAAAGAUUACUGGAAUAACUGAAAUGGACCCUGGUACUGACCUGUCAGUUGAAGGUCUCCAGAGGAAACAAGAAAAUUUGGAAAGAGAACUUGUUCCUGUGAAGCAGAAUCUUAAAAAGAUUGGAUUGCUUGCUACAGCUGUGAAAUCAUCUUAUCCAGAUGAGAGUGAACACAUCGAUAGUAAACAGAGAGAAAUUGAUAAACUUUGGCAAUCACUGAAUGAUAAGGCUGAAGAGCGAAAGAACCAGUUCAAACAGGCUAGGGACUUAAAACGUUUCCACCAAGGCUGUAAAUUGGAAUUUCAAACACAUCAAGAAUUUUUAAACCAUCUGAUGGAUACAGAAUUACCAAGAGAUGUCAACAGGGCAGUUGAGCUUCUGAAUCAGAGUAAAGAAUUAGAACAGAAUAUAAGAAUUAGUAAUGACAAAUUAGAAGAUAUUAUAACACUUGGCUCAAGCAUAUUGAAACUCCUACCAGAUUCUGUUACAAUCAAACACAAAAUAUCCAGGUUACAAGAUGAGAAGAAAACAAUUCAGGAAAAAUGGGAAAAGAGAAACUACCAGUUAGAUUGUUGCCUGCAACUUGCAUUGUUUAUUCGUGAAGCAGAUCAGAUUGAUGUUGCAACAAGUGGACAUGAAGCUUUUCUGGAAUUCAACGAUUUCAGCGAUUCAGUUGAUGGGAUGGAAAGUCUUUUGAAACGCCACAUCGAUUUUGAGCAAACAUCGUCAGUGCAAGGGGAAAGAUUAAAUAACCUAACUUCCUUGGCAGAAAAGUUAAUUGAAAAUGGACAUGAUGCCAAAGAAGUUAUACUCACACGGAAAGGGAAGGUUUUUAAACGAAGAGAGUUAGUGAAACAUCGGUCCAGGGAACGGAAGAGGCAAAUAAUUGAAUGUAAGAAUUACCUUGUUUUUUGUCAAGAGGCUGAUGAAAUUUGUAUGUGGAUGGAUGAUAAGUUGACUACAGUCAAUGAUGAAACAUUCAAGGACCUUAUUAAUCUCCAUUCAAAGCUAAAGAAACAUGAAGCAUUAGAGGCCGAACUUCACUCAAACAAAGAGAGACUUGAUGGUCUUUCUGUACUUGGAGAUAGGUUGUUGAGAAAGGAAAAAUUCAAAAGUGAUGUGGUAAGGGAAAAGCUUUUGUCAAUCAACCAGAAGUGGACUGAGCUUAAUGAUUUGUGCCAGGAGAGAGGUAUUAAGUUUAGGCAAGCUAUUCAACAGAAGAAAUUGAAUGAAGCAAUAGAAAACGCUGUUACAAAUAUUGCAAAAAUUGAACAGAAGUUGUUGUCAGUGGAUGUUGGACAAGAUUUAAGAUCCGCUAAGUGUCUCUUAAAUUACCAUCAAAUUUUGGAGAACAACAUAAGAGUCAAUGCAGAAAAGGUAAAGGAUGUGGAAUGCAAAGCAAAAAUACUAGUUCAAAAUGGCCAUUAUGAUGCAGAAAGGAUCAGCAAGCAAUCAUCUGAGCUGACUAGUAUCUUCUCUGAGCUUCAAGGUCCUGCGAAUAAAAGACGAAAAUCUCUGGAAGAAUCUGUUGCUGUGAAACAAUUCCAGCAUGAGGUUGACAAUGAACUCCAGUGGAUAGUAGAAAAAAUGCCACAAGCAUCAUCUAUUAAUUACGGUAACAAUCAACAUGCAGCACUAAUGUUACUUAAAAAACAUGACAAAUUUGAGGCAGAACUUGUAAGUCAUCAAUCCUUAAUAAAUAAAGUUAUUGACAAAGGGAAGGUUAUGAUAAACUUGCACCCAAACGGACAAGCACCCAUUGAAGAAAAAUGCAGUGACCUUGAAAAAGCCUGGGAAUCAUUGUUGAGCCAUGUUAGUGAUAGGAGACUGCAGCUGAUGUUGGCAAAUGGAGCUCAGAAGUUUUUUGCAGAUGCUGAUGAGGUUGAAGAGUGGGCGACAGAAAAAGCAAGCAUUUUGCUGAAUAAUGAUUAUGGUAAAAAUGAAGAUGCAACUCUUAGGUUUAUUGCUAAAAAUGAUGCUCAAACUAGGGAUGUGGAGUCAUACAGUGUUCGUGUAACUGAUUUGGAGAGACAAGCAUUACGUAUUGAAGAAUCAGAAAGUCCAUAUUUAGAACAGGUGUUGGCACGCCUGCAAGAGAUACAAGAAUGUAUAGAAGAUUUAAAUAUUCGGAUUAAGCAUCGAGAUUCAGAAUUAAAGAAAGCAAUGAUGCUUCAUGAGUAUAUUCGAGAGAGUGAUGAGUUAACAGAAUGGAUUGGAAGGAUGCUUCAAACUGUAAGUUCAGAUGAACUUGGUAAUGAUUUGGAGGAAAUAAUGAUCAUUAAGUCAAAGUUUGAAAAUGUUAAGGAAGAAGUUAAUGCUGGAGAGAAGAAAGUUAAAAGUUGUGAAGCUCUGGCUAAACAGUUGGCAGACAAUGAUCAUAUUCAAACAGAAGCCAUUCAAGAGGUGCAAUUGAACAUCACUGAAGAUUGGAAUAGCCUUCAAGAUCAAUUAGUAAUCAGGUGUGGUAACAUUGAUGCGGCACAAGAGAUUCACACAUUUAAUAAAGAGGCAGAUGAUGUUAUGAGCAGAAUGCAAGAAAAAUUUCAAUCAAUACCUGAUGAUUUUGGAAAAGAUCUUAAAUCUGUGCAAAUAUUAUUAAGAAAACAUGAUGCAUUUGAGAGUGAUCUAGCUGCUUUAGAUUCAAAACUGCAUAGUCUAUUGGAUGAAGCCACACAUCUUCAGCAUAAUUAUCCUGGUACAAAUGCAGAGCAAAUAGCAGGUAUUGAACAAGUAAUGAUAGACAAUUGGAACAGCUUACAAACUACGAUAUCUACUAGAAAGGAGGAGUUGAAGAAUUCCCUAGACUAUCACAGAUUUUUAAGUUCAUGUAGAGAUAUUUAUUCUUGGGCAGGUGAAGUAGAAUUUGAGAUGUCUUCAAUUAUUGCAGGAACCGAAAUAACUGUUCUAGAUGCUCAAAGAAACCAACUGUCAGAAAUUAAGACAGAAAUAGUUACAAGAGAAGAUAGCUUCACAACAAUAACAGAAGCAGGAGAAAUUCUCCUCACUGAAGGUCAUUUUGCAAGAGCUGAUAUUGCAGAGAAGUUGAAACAAGUUCAUGAAAUGCAAGAGCAAUUAAACAUUACGUGGAAGCAUAAAAAAGAUGAGCUUGAUAAAGCAUAUGCUUUACAAGUGUUUCUUCGAGAUGCCCAUCAGUUGGAGGUAUUAACUAAACAACAAGAGACACUAUUGACACAGAGUACUGUUGGCAUGUCUGUUGAAGAUGUGGAUGUUCAAAGAAAGAGACAUGAUGCAUUUGAAAAAUUACUUGUAGCACAAGAAGAAAAGAAACUUUCUUUGGAAAGGUUUGGACAUGAACUUUUAACCAAUGACCAUUCUAAAGCACCUGUUAUUCAAAUCAAGCUACAGGAUGUAAUUGCAAAAAGAAAAAGAGUAAAGGAAAUUAGCAACGAUAGAAGUAAGAAAUUAGAAAUAGCAAAGCUUCAAAAGGAAUUUGAAAGAGACACCAAAGAUGCAAAGGAAUGGCUUGGACAGAAAUUAAAAAUAUUAAAGGACGAUUCUAUUAAAAAUGUUAAGAUUUUAGAAGAGAAGGUUAAGCGUUUGCAGAAGCAUCAAGCAUUGGAGGCAGAAAUUACAGCUAACCAAUCUCUUGUCUCACAAGUCAGUGAAACUGGUACAAAACUUAUGAAAUGUAAUAUGAAGCAAGCCCCACGAGUAAAAAAGGAUAUAGAAGAAGUUCGAUCACUUUGGAAACAGGUUAAAGAGACGUCUUCAAAACGCAGUAAGCAUCUAGAAGAAGUUAAAGAUCUGUUGGUGUUUAAUCAGCAAGUUGAAAAAGUGGAAAAUUGGAUUAAGGCUAAAGAACUAAUGAUUACUACUGGAGAUGUUGGUUAUGACUAUGAGCACUGUAUAGAACUUCAGAAAAGAUUGGAUGAUUUUGGUGCUGAUAUGUCUGUUGACCAAUCAACAUUAACUCUGAUAAAUGAUCUUGCCUCUAAGCUUGUAAAAAAAGGGCAAUUAGAAGAAAGUAAUGUUGAAGGGAGGACUGUAAAUAUUAUGAUGAGGUGGAAUAUGCUUCAAUCCUCAUUAAGUGAUUAUCGCACCAAGCUUUCAAAAUCCCUAGAAUUUCAUUUGCUCUGCAGAGAUAUUGAUGAUCUCAAUGAACAGGUAUCAGAAAAAAAAAUAUCAAUGACACCAGCAGAAUUGUUUGAUGAUUUACCUGUUAUCCAAGCAUUACAAAGAAAACAGGAGAAGAUGAUGCAAGCUGUUCUACUGUUAGAAAACAAUGUACAGAAUAUGGAAACCCAAGUUCUGAAGGUUAACACUGGUCAGAAACACUUGGAUGAACAUGUUUUAGAGAAGUUCAGUAGAGUACAAAGAAAUCUUACUGAACUGAAAGAAUUGACUGUUGAGUACCAAGACAAACUUGAAUUUUCAUACAAACUAGUUAAAUUUAAAAAAGAAUACAAUGAAAAUAUUCAGUGGAUGACUGAUUUCAGUUCUGAAAUGAGCAGAAAUGACCUACCUGGUGAUGUACAAGAGGCAGAACAUAUGUGUGAAGUACACAAGGAGAAAAAAAUUGAAAUAGAUGAUCGCCAAGUUUCUAUUCAGAGAUUAUGCGAUCUUGGUAAUGAAUUAAUUUUCAGCAGCUCUGAUGGAAAUGAUGAUAUUCAGCAGAAACUUGCCAUGUUAGCAGACAAACAUCAAAGACUGUAUAGCCAGUGGGAGGAAAAAAAGCAUUUGCUUGGUAAUAGUUAUGACCUCCAGGUGUUCAAUGAGUACAUUAAUCAAGCAGACUCAUGGCUUGCAAGUAAAGAAGCACUCCUUAAUAAUGAAGAUCUAGGAGACUCUCUCAGCACUGUAGAGACCCUAAUAAAGAAGCACGAUGGAAUAGAUAAAACUCUUGACAACCAAAGGGAUAAGAUGAUUGAAUUGCAGACAUUUUCGGAAGAUCUCAUAAAGUCUGAUCAUUACGAAAGUGCCACAAUCAAAAGAAGAACAGAAAUGGUUCUUGGAAGGAGAGAUAAUCUUUUCAAAAUAUCAAAUAGAAGAAGGGAUAAUCUGAAACAGUCAAGACAGCUCCAAGAGCUCAUGGGGAGCAUUUAUGAAGUUAAGUCAUGGAUUACAGAAAAGAUGCACAUUGCACAAGAUGAAUCAUACAAGGAUCUUAGCAAUCUUCAGAAAAAGCUACUGAAUCAUCAAGCAUUUGAAGCAGAACUUGAGAGUAAUCGAGUUCGCAUUGAUGAUAUUGUAGCCGAUGCAGAAGCCAUGUGUAUCAAUAAUCACUUUGCAUCUACAGCUAUAGAACAGCAAAUGAAAGAACUCGAAAGCGAAUGGCAGGAUCUGGCAGAUGUAUCCCUUGCUAAAGGAAAGCGCAUCAAAGAAGCUGCAGAUGCUUUAAAGUUUGAAAGGAAACUCCAUCAAGUUGAGGAAUGGUUAAGAGAUGUAGAAAUCAAGCUCAAUUUAAAAGAUUAUGGUGAAGAUCUUAGGAUGUCUACUUGGCUCCUUAAGAAACAUGAGAUAUUACAAGCUGAUGUAUUAAGUCAUUUUGAAAAGGUGGAGUCUUUAAAAGUUACAGCAAAAGAGUUUCGAGACAGAGGACAUUUUCUUGGAGAUGCUAUUCAUAACAGAACUGAAAUUAUUAUCGAAAGCUAUGAAGCAUUGAGUGUUCCACUAACAACAAAAAAGAACAAGCUAAUCGAGCAUUGUGUAUUUUUUCAAUUUCUAGCAGAUAUUGAAGAAGAAACAUCUUGGAUUAAUGAUAAAUUGAGAAAGACAUUAACUGACAUAAAGGUAGAUAAUCUCCAGACAGCUCAGGCCCUAUUCAAAAGACAUCAAGCGCUAAAGACAGAGAUUAAUGCUCAUGAAAAAAUGAUAAAUGAUGUCUUGGCUUCAUCAGAAAAACUCACAAGAAGUAAGCAUUUUGCUUCUAUUGAAGUAACAUCUGAGACAAACAAGCUGCUAAACUUGUGGCAAAAAUUAAAAUCUACAGCAGACAGUCACCAUAAAAAGCUAAAAGAAACACUUGAUAUGCAUACUUUUUAUGCCGAACUUGAAGAAGCCAGAUUAUGGAUGAGUGAAAAAGACCAAGAGAUUACCAGGAAAGAUUUGGGAAAAGAUGUUAUGGCUGUUAAAUUAUUUCUGAAAAAGCUGAAUGCUGUGGACCUUGAUUUAGAAAGUUUUCAGGAAACUGUCUCAAAUUUGCGAUCACUUUGCCAGGAUUUAUUGAGCAGCGGACAUUUUAAUGGCAAAGAAAUUGAAAGAAAUCAAACUAACCUUGAGAUUCAAUUUAAGCAAAUGAAAGACCGUUCUAUACAUAGGAGACAACAAUUGAAAGAGCAAGAAUCAGUCUAUGAAUUUUAUUAUGAGGUAGAUGAAAUUCAGGAUUGGUUAGCUGAAAAGAAUGCAUUUGCUUCAUCUGAAGACCUUGGGUCUGAUUUAGAACAUGUUGAAGAACUUGAAAAGAGAUUUUUGGCAUUCAUUGAGGAAUUAAAUGGCAAUGAAGAAAGAAUCAAAACUAUUCAAGUUAUGGCUGAAAAAUUGGUAAAAGAGAAAGUUGGUAAUGAAGCUGUUGUACGAAGUAAGUGGGAAAGCAUUUCAGAAUCAUGGAGGUGUGUUCAAGAACAUUGUAGUAUGAGGAAUCAACAGAUACAAAAGUCUAAAAUCUUACACAAAUUCAAUCAUGAUGCUGAUGAAAUUCGUAGUUGGAUUCAGGAAAAAGACACUGUUGUAUCAACAAAAGAUAUUGGCCAUGACCUUUCUUCGGUUCAGGUACUAAUCAAAAGACAUAAUGGUUUUGAGAGAGAGCUCUCUGCUCUUGAAGAACAUGUAGAAAAUCUUGUUAGUCAUGCCAGUGAACUUGUACAGGGCUUCCCUGGAGCAUUUGAAGAUAUCAGUAAAAGGAAUGAUGAUGUUGUUGAAGCCUGGAAUCAACUUUUAAACAAAGUCUCUAGGCGAAACAUGAUGUUGCAACAAAUGGAACAGCAGCAGGUUUACCUUACAGAUUGUAAUGAACUGAUGACAUGGAUAUCUGAAACGAUGAAAACUAUAAAAAGUCACAGUGAACCCCAUGAUGUAUCAAGUGCUGAAACUCAGAUAUCUCACCAUAUGGAACAUCAAGCAGAGAUAGAGUCAAGAGCAGAUCACUUUGAAGAGUUAUGCCAAUUAGGAAGAAACAUAGAAAAAAACAAUGUCUUGGUAGAGGACAUAAGAAAUAAAGUUGAUGAGCUAGAAGAAUCUUGGUACUGUCUUAAUUCUACAUGGGAGAAGAAAAAAGAACUGUUUGACAUGCAACUUGAUUUACAGCUGUUUCAAAAAGAUCUUGCAAUUGCAGAAAAAUGGUUGUCAUCACAAUACUCACAGCUGGAUGAUAAUUCAUUUUUACAAGAUUCAGCUGAUAUUGAAGAGUUUCUGAAGAAACAAGAGGAUUUUGAGAAGAUGAUUGCUUCGCAGGAAGACAAGUUUCAAGCUCUCAAGAGAUUGACAGUGGUGGAGGAGUGCUUUCAUGCAAAGUAGGCCGAUUUUUUUUCUUGUUUGUGUACAAUUUGGAAAUGAUGAACCACAUAGUAUUAUAACAAGUCUUUAAAUAAUGAAUUAAUAAUCACUAUAAAACAGUACUGUACAGUACCUGUACUACAUUGGCCAAAUUAUUUCAAACCAAGUGUCCACAAUUUAUGAUAGUGCAAUGUAUUAUACUACCGUAGAAUAGCUUUUCUGAUAUGCCAAAGGUUGCAACUUUAAUACAGUAAUGAUCAUUAACUAAUAUUGAAUAUUAAUUAUAUACACUUUUUAAUUAAGAAGUUCAUCACCAGCACGUAAUGUUUCCAGAGCUACUAUAUUGUGUUGAAUUUAAAUUCAAGAGCUUACAACAUGCUUUGGGAUUAUGCUUGACAAUAUUUUGAAAAUAGAAAGUAGAUUAUUUAAAAUCUCAAACAUUAACAUUCCUUCAGUUAUAUAUCAUGAAUGAAACCUUUGUAAUAGGUAGCUACAUCUAUGCGAUAUAAUUAUAAUUUGGUUUCAAUAAGGGCAGCGGUUAAUGUUAUACUGUAGCUUAAGAACCAUAUCAACAGGGAUGUUGCUAAAGUUUUUGAGAACCACAAAUAUAUCACACAAUGAAAAGUAUGAUAAACUAAAACGGCUAGGAAGAGAAAUGGAGUUGUUGAUGAAAUAGAGGCAUGGUUAUUCAAUGUAUGUAGACCGCAUCGAUUUUGAAGGUUUAAAAAUAAUCAAAUAUAAGUGGCAUAAUCGGAAGCAAGGGUAUUUGAUAAUGUUAAAUAAGCACAGUACUCAUAUUCACAUCAUGAUGUUUCCAGACUGCAAUUAAUAUGUUGGUGUUUAGUUGUAAAUUUCAGUCACAGGCAGUAUAAUACAACACAACCUUUAACGUGAUGUGUGACAGGGAAGUCUCACCAUAAAAUGAGAAGAAUUGUUGGUGAAACUGAUAAUCACCAAAUUAAGAUCUAUGAGUGAUGAAAGUCUUCAAAGUAUUUCAGUACUUUUCUUUUUGGUAUUUUAUAAUACAGUAGUGUUGGCCUACUAUUCUGAACAUAUAUAAUCUGUUUACUAUUGAAUUGAAAAGUAUCAGUAAAUUAGUUUUACUGUAUUUAAUUUUCCCCCAUAUACUUAAUAUUACCUUGAAAGUUAACAUUCCUAUUUUUAUUUAUUUAUUUAUUUAUUUUUUUUUUUGUAAUGUUUAUAUUAUUUUUCGCUAAAAUACAGUGUUGUAUGAAGGGUAUACAUUUUCGUUAUACAGUAUUUAAUGUGAAUACAGCGAAUGCAUUGAUUUCAUCUAUUAGAUUUUGCUGUAACCCAAAGCUUAGUGUUCACUAUAUUAUAUGACAUUUUAUAUUAUGUUUCUAUUUAAAUAUCUAUCAUACUUUUAUACUAACUUAUGUAUCUCACAAGCAAUUAUGCUAUAUGCUUUAACUUCAUUAUUAAUUUUAAUAUAUUAUACAAUUGUUUAUGCUUUGGUAUUAGAUUUAAUCAAGAGUUCAAUUAAAAUCAUAUUUAGGGAAAUUUAGAAAUUGGAGAUUAUUGUAAUAUUUAAUGUAAAAGUACAAUUGAAUAUGUACUAUUUAUUGAAUCUUUUUAUUUCAGUUAUGAUUAUUAUCCUCUGCAAAGUAUUGGUGUUAGUUUUGUACUGUUUUCAUUCUUCCUGCAUAUUUGUAAUAUGCUAUACUCUAUGCAGAUAGCGUUGUUCUAUCAGUUAUUUCUGUCCCGUCCAUUAUUCAUUUAUUCAUACACACAUAGUAUUGCUUAGAUAUUUACAUUGACAUCUUAAUAUUUAUUAUCAAUAUUAUUAGUACUAUUAAUAUUUUGAUAAUUUAUAUUGUUCAAAAUAGCUAUCAGUAACAAUUACAAUGACGUACCGGUAUCCAGAAAUGGCAAUAUGAAUAGAAAAAAAUUAUAGAUCUGACCUGAAUUUAACUAGGUCUAAAGUUCAUUUUUUUUGGAAUUGCUAAUAAUAUUUGUGAACUGGUUAAUUUAGUUAGUUGUUGGUGUUUGCAUUUUUACAGUGUUAAAACAUUUCAACAGGGUUAAAUUUAGGUAAGGUUAGAUAUAGUAGUCAGUAAUCGCACAGAUUUUCUUUACAGUAUAUUUGUGUGUCAUUAAAGUGGUGUAGGCUAUUAAUUUACAGAAGAUUAUAUUUGUGUAAUACAAAAGCAACAAACGGUUCUACUGCAAAUAACUUUAUCCCAUGAUUUCAUAAUCAUACUUAUAACAUCUAACCGUAACAUCCAACAGAUUGUAAAGGGUUCUGAACAUAAAUUGUAGUACAGUAUAUCAUUUUGAAUGAUUAAUGCGUGCUCAAGAUUAUUUGUCGGCUAUAAACGGCUGUGUUCGACUGGUCAUUCUUCGUUAAAGCAUGCCCACCUGUGCAGCGGUAAAAUCCUACUCAACGAAGACGACCAGUCGAAUAGAAAACUUUUAAAUACUCGACAAAACAAAAUAGCUGUAUAGUUACCGCGAUACACGUUGCGUAAUCAAGAUUGCUUCAACUUGUGGU
Molecule: messenger RNA, 13477 nt
Organism: Anneissia japonica
Lineage: Eukaryota; Metazoa; Echinodermata; Crinoidea; Comatulida; Comatulidae
Product: spectrin beta chain-like
Exons: 3
Coding region: 223-10986 (3587 amino acids)
Biological process (GO): actin cytoskeleton organization
Cellular component (GO): cortical actin cytoskeleton; cell junction; cell projection
Molecular function (GO): actin filament binding
Source: RefSeq, a predicted model, not a curated record